Messenger RNA from Drosophila erecta, 770 nucleotides. It is a transcript of the gene Obp84a, whose product is annotated as general odorant-binding protein 84a. The record is from RefSeq and is a predicted model, not a curated record. The transcript has 5 exons. Gene Ontology annotation, molecular function: odorant binding. Lineage: Eukaryota; Metazoa; Arthropoda; Insecta; Diptera; Drosophilidae. Bases 23 to 688 code for a protein of 221 amino acids.
GCUUACCAGUCAGUUACUCGAAAUGUUUCGUUGCCUAUAUUUAAUCGGAUUUCUAUCCAUGAUUUGGGUGGCUGCACAGGAUAUCGUACCCGACGAUCCGGAAGUGCAGAUGCAAAUGCAUGCCAUGUUUUACACGGCUCGUGUUGCCUGUGCGGAUGAGAAUAUGAUCCCGUAUGUUAGUGCUUGUGCUGUCUUUGCUCUUCUGAGCCUGGGCCCGAAUUGUGCCAAGGCUCUUCAGGAUCACGCCAAGGACAAUGGCGAUAUUUUCAUUAUAAACUAUGAUAGUUUCGAUGGCGAUGUGGAUGACAUUUCCACCACCACUGCAGCUCCUAGAGAUGCUGACUACGUAGAUUUUGAAGAGGUUAAUCGGAACUGCAAUGCUAGUUUUAUAACGUCGACGACCAAUGUCUUGCAGUUUAAUAACACCGGCGACUUACCAGAUGACAAGGAUAGGGCAACCAGCAUGUGCUAUUUCAACUGCUUCUUCGAAAAGUCCGGUUUGAUGACGGACUAUAAGUUAAAUACGGAUUUGGUUCGCAAAUAUGUUUGGCCAGCCACUGGCGAUUCCGUUGAAGCCUGCGAAGCUGAAGGCAAGGACGAGACGAAUGCUUGCAUGCGGGGCUAUGCCAUCGUCAAGUGCGUGUUCACCAGAGCUCUCACGGAUGCCAGGAACAAACCCACCGUAUGACUAUCAGCAAAGGCCACAGCUCAGACUUAUCAGUAUAAAAUAUUAUAUUGGCGUUACUAAAUCAAAUACGGCUACGACCGGA